Molecule: messenger RNA, 1420 nt
Organism: Vitrella brassicaformis
Lineage: Eukaryota; Vitrellaceae
Source: the annotation of a GenBank genome assembly
CAUCGGGAGCCGCUGACGGCUGGCAUGGCGGGUCAGAGAGAACCGACCGCGUCAUAAUGACGGCACGCAGCGUUGAGGUCGCUUUGCUGACGUCUGCUGAGAGUAGGCACUGCUAGAAAGACGAGGCGAAAGAAAGUCAGAUAUCCGCUGCUUUGCUGGCGGCAGGCUUCACUUCACUCAGGCAAGCUACAGGGAGGGGAGCGGAUUGCGAGCAGUUUCACGGAAUGAGCUUCAUUCGACGAGAAUUUCGCGUGUUCGCGAGACGGGAGACGUCUCUCUGAGAAAAAGCGCGAUUUCAUCCGUUUUCCCCCUCCUGUGGCCAUCCUGCUCCUUCCUCUGCUCAUCCUUUCUCUUUGGGCGGCUUCCGCAAACGGCUUUCUCUUUGGGGCGCCAAUUCAAAAUACGCCCACAGGUAGACCUACCGAUGGUGGCCGCCGGCGUUUCCGAAGCUGCUGAGGAAGCCCCAUGCUGCGUGUAGUGCGCACAGCGCACAGUCGCGCCCAAGAGCUGCACCUCUUGUGCCGUUCCCCGCAACAGCAAGAACAGCCGCUACAGCAGCAGCAGAGCAUGGGAAUCCUAUCGCGCGGCGAGGGAGAGGGAGGGGGAGUUGAUCGGGGCGAGGGACGAGGUCGAGGACGACGAAAUCGGGGACCAGGAGCCCGCUGCUCUCCCACUGUCAAAGACCAGCGCCACUGCCACACUGCUCGAGGGGCGAGGAGGUGACAAAGAGGACGACUGGUGCGGUGAUGUUGGCGAUGAGGAGACCGCCAUCCCCCCAACGAACACCAUCGCCACCCACUGCACCAGCAUGAGGCCCAGCAAGGCCGGCGACAGCAGCAGCAGCGGGGACGGAUCAGGAGAGGAGACCCCUGUGAUGCUGAAAGAGGUGCGAAUACCUGCACACAAACACCCAACGCACGCUUACCCAUUCGACGUCUGUAUUGUCCUUUCUACAUAGGUGAUGGCCGCAUCAUCGCCAAAAGAGUCGACGCUAGACUCACCACCCCUGCCGUCGCUCCUACUCAACUGCCCCUCUCCCAACUGGUCAGCCAUCGACGACAUGGGCACACCCCCAGCCAUGUUCGCAUCCCCAUUCACCGGCGCCUUCCCUCCCACCUCCCCAUGCAUGUAUUCUCGCCCUUCGGCCCACGACCAUGGGAGGUGCUUGCACCCAAGGGACCCCCCGUGCCUCUUGCCGUCAUGCCGGGCGACACGGUCCCGCUCGGCCAUGGGGUGGAGUCCGAGUGUGAGCGCCUGUUGCGGGGCGGGAGGGGGGGGUAUAUGGUGGCGGGGGGCAUCUUCAGAGAGGGCGAGAGGCCCCAGCCUUCAUGAAAUGGGUAGCGACAGAUCACCGGGAUGCGGGGGAGUGUCGGGUGAGGGAGCUGUGUAGAGAUCUUGAGUUUGAGGCGAGCCAGCUGCG